Molecule: messenger RNA, 1359 nt
Organism: Ostreobium quekettii
Lineage: Eukaryota; Viridiplantae; Chlorophyta; Ulvophyceae; Bryopsidales; Ostreobiaceae
Source: the annotation of a GenBank genome assembly
AUGGACGCCUUCUUCGUGCUGUUCAGCGGCUACCUGGUGUUCUUCAUGCAGUGCGGAUUCUGCAUGCUGUGCGCGGGCUCCGUGCGCGGCAAGAACGCCAAGAACGUCAUCCUGAAGAACCUGCUGGACACGUGCUUCGGGGCGCUGGGCUGGUACGUCAUGGGCUACGGCCUGGCCUUCGGCGAGACGGCCAACGAGUUCCUUGGGGAGUCCAGCUUCGCUCUGCGCGACGUGCCCCACAGGGUUUACAGCAACUGGAUGUUCCAGUACGCGUUCGCGGCGACGGCCACCACGAUCGUGUCUGGCGCCGUGGCCGAGCGCACCAAGUUCGAGGCCUACCUGGUGUACGCGUUCUUCCUGACGUCCUGGGUCUAUCCCGUCGUCGCCCACUGGAUAUGGGCCCACACCGGCUGGCUGACGGCCUUCAAGGUGUUCAGCGCCGACCUCUUCAACGGCACGGGCGUGAUCGACUUCGCUGGCUGUGGCGUUGUGCAUAUGGUGGGUGGUCUAUCAGGACUGGCGGGUGCAUGGAUGGUGGGUCCCCGACUGGGACGCUUCGACGCAGAUGGGAAGCCAAGGGAGAUCCCUGGACACUCGGCCUCCCUGGCCCUGCUGGGCGUCUUCAUCCUGUGGUUUGGAUGGUACGGCUUCAACCCAGGAAGCGCCCUUGCCAUUGUGGGUGCAUCGGACGUGGCUGCCCUCUGUGCAGUGAACACCACUUUGGCAGCCUCUGCAGGAAGCAUCUCUGCCCUGCUCCUGUCGAUGAUCAUCAGCUACUAUGUCUCGGGCAACAUUGUGUGGGAUGUGAUCGGUGCGGGGAAUGGUGCACUGGCUGGUCUGGUGUCGAUCACGGCAUCCUGUUCAGUUGUCCAGCCCUGGGCAGCACUCAUCAUCGGCUUCAUUGGAGGAUUCGUGUAUGUGGCCUCGUCCAACUUCGUCCUGCAUGUUCUCAAGGUUGAUGACCCCUUGGAUGCAAUUGCAGUGCAUGCAUUCUGUGGGAUGUGGGGCCUCGUUGCCGCAGGUUCUUUUGCUGAUGAUGCCCUCCUGAGGAGUAGUUACCCAGCUCUCCUAGAUGAUUCCAAUCAGCCCGUUUCCCGAAAUUACGGCUGGGUUAUGGGUGGAGAUGGCAAGCUGCUGGUGUCUGCCGUAACGGGCAUUGUCGCCAUACUGGGAUGGGUGCUGUUUCACAUGGUGCCUUUCUUUGCGGGUCUGAAGCUGGUGGGGCUGCUGAGGGUGCUGCCCGAGCAGGAGCACGAGGGGCUCGAUAUCUCGCACCACGGAGGGAGCGCGUACCCGAAGGAAAUGGUCAGAUCUGGCAGCUGGGGGUCAGCCCAUGGCGGCGAGGCGUACAUUAAGUGA